UCCACAGCUUCAAGCCAAGCAGUCCAGGUCGGCGGAGGGAGGCGAGCUGUGCACGGAGCACACUUUCUGGCAAAGAUGGUCUCAAUUAAAUCGCCGUCGUCUCUGGCGCACAUGUCCUGCGCGCAGGUUCUCCUGGUUAUGGGCUGCGUAAGUUUCCUUUUCCUUGCUGUCCUGCUGUUCCGGCAGCUCGUCAAGCAGAGAAGACCCCCUGGCUUCCCCCCGGGGCCUUCUCCCAUCCCUGUCAUCGGGAAUAUUCUGUCUCUGGUCACGGAGCCGCACGUCUUCCUCAAGAAGCAGAGUGAAGUUCACGGACAGAUUUUCAGUCUGGACCUGGGAGGAAUCCUGACUGUGGUGUUAAACGGCUACGACUGCAUCAGAGAAUGCCUUUACCAUCAGAGUGAGGUGUUUGCGGAUCGGCCAUCUUUGCCUCUCUUCAAGAAAAUGACAAAAAUGGGCGGUCUUCUUAAUUGCAAAUACGGCAAAGGUUGGAUCGAUCACCGUAAACUGGCCUGCAACUCGUUCCGCUACUUUGGCAGCGGUCAAAGGCUCUUCGAGAGGAAGAUCUCGGAGGAGUGCAUGUUCUUCGUGGACGCCAUCGACGAGCACAAGGGAAAGCCCUUCAACCCCAAACACCUUGUGACCAACGCCGUCUCCAACAUCACAAACCUGAUCAUUUUCGGACAGCGCUUCAGCUAUGACGACCGUAACUUUCAGCACAUGAUCGAGAUCUUCAGCGAAAACGUGGAGCUGGCGGUGAGCGGCUGGGCCUUCCUCUACAACGCCUUCCCUUGGAUCGAGUACCUGCCCUUUGGGAAGCACCAGAAGCUCUUCCGCAAUGCCGCUGAAGUUUACGACUUCCUGCUGCAGGUCAUUAAGGGCUUUUCCCGAGGCAGGGUACCCCAUGUACCUCGGCACUACGUUGAUGCCUACUUGGAUGAGUUGGAGCAGAAUGCAGCAAAUCCAAAUUCUUCCUUCUCCUAUGACAACCUCAUCUAUUCUGUGGGGGAGCUCAUCAUUGCUGGCACGGAGACCACCACCAACACCCUGAGAUGGGCCAUGCUGUACAUGGCUCUUUACCCCAACAUUCAAGAGAGAGUCCACAGAGAGAUCGACAGCGUGCUAACCAAUGGCCGACCCCCCUCUUUGGAGGACAAACAAAAGAUGCCCUUUGUGGAGGCAGUUCUGCACGAGAUCCUGCGCUUCUGCAACAUUGUUCCCCUUGGUAUUUUCCGGGCCACCUCUCAGGAUGCACAAGUGAACGGCUACACCAUUCCCAAAGGCACUAUGGUGAUCACUAACCUGUAUUCAGUGCACUUUGAUGAAAAAUACUGGACGGACCCAGGGGUUUUCUCGCCACAGAGGUUUCUGGACAGCAAUGGUAACUUUGUGAGACGUGAAGCCUUCUUGCCAUUCUCACUGGGGAGGCGUCACUGUGUUGGCGAGCAGCUGGCCCGCAUGGAGAUGUUUCUCUUUUUCACGACUUUGCUCCAGAGGUUCCACCUUCAGUUUCCGCCAGGUAGCGUUCCCACAGUGGCUCCCAAACUGGGAAUGACUUUGCAGCCUAAGCCUUACUCCAUCUGCGCCAUCCGCAGGCAGCACUUUGGAGACACUCCUUAUCCCAAGUAGGCAAGAAGGGCAAUGAUUUGUCCCUAGACUUUAUGUUACAAUAAAACAACAUCCGCUUUUGUACAACUCCACAACACACAGGUACCACAUAAGACUGUAUCAUUUGGGACUGUAAUGGUGCAUUUUUGCCGGUCAUCAAAUCUUUGUACCGGGCAAUAUGUAUGUUUGCACAAUAGACACAAUGCUGUGCAAAGACAGACGUGUUAUCGAUUGAGUUCUGCCGAGCAUACAGCAGUUCUGAGCACAGGAUACAAAAUGUCUAUGAACUUUGAUGAUCCAGGGAUGUGUUGUGUAUAAGUCAAUGAUUGAUACUAAGUACACACGUGCUGGUUCAGAGCCCUUCCUUCUCAGGGCAGCGUCAGGCCAGGCAAAUGAUACCACCGAUUUGCACCUGUGGGCAGAAACAGGACUUUCCAAGAAUGUUCCAGUGAAGCUGGAAACAGGCCAGCUUUGCGUCAUCUGAAGCGACUUUGACACCAUCUCCAGGGAGAGAGCUUUUUGGAAGAACUUUCUCUUAGAAGUUCCAAUGUAACAGAUGGUGGAUUUCUACAAAUCCCUUUUUUUUUUUUUUUUUUACUUUCUGAUGGUGCUUAUCGAUACUUAUAAAGUAUUUUUUUUAUUGUUACGUAUUUCUAGGUGUUCAACUACACAACUUUUACAAGUGUCUGUCUUCCAAUUUUGUACAUUGUCAAUACUUGAAGAAUUAGUGGAUAAGUGAGAAGCAGGAAAAUGACUAUGUUGGACUUGGAAAUUUGACAUACAAUGACUUGAAUUAUUUGUUGUUUUUUGUCAAUUGAAAUACUAAAUGUAUUAA
This is a messenger RNA of Doryrhamphus excisus (bluestripe pipefish), 2440 nucleotides long. It is a transcript of the gene cyp2r1, whose product is annotated as cytochrome P450, family 2, subfamily R, polypeptide 1. Gene Ontology annotation, molecular function: iron ion binding; oxidoreductase activity, acting on paired donors, with incorporation or reduction of molecular oxygen, reduced flavin or flavoprotein as one donor, and incorporation of one atom of oxygen; heme binding. The record is from RefSeq and is a predicted model, not a curated record. Gene Ontology annotation, cellular component: intracellular membrane-bounded organelle; cytoplasm. Gene Ontology annotation, biological process: xenobiotic metabolic process. NCBI's taxonomy places the organism in Eukaryota, Metazoa, Chordata, Actinopteri, Syngnathiformes, Syngnathidae.